GUAGACAGGGCUUAGGAGGGCUGUCCAGAGGCUGACGGAAGUGCUCAGUGUUGUUGCCGGAAAUAGGAAAAAUAAGGCUGUAAUGGCGGCUGCGGCUGAAGUCGAACAGCAGGUGCCGGUGGACCGCGUUGAGGAGGGGCUCCGCACAGCGGCGGAGGAGCUGGCCGCCCAGAAGCGCGAACAGAGGCUGCGCAAAUUCCGGGAGCUGCAUCUGAAGCGAAAUGAAGCUCGUAAAUUGAAUCACCAGGAAGUUGUGGAAGAAGAUAAAAGACUUAAGUUGCCUGCAAACUGGGAAGCCAAAAAGGCUCGUUUAGAAUGGGAACUGCAGGAAGAAGAAAAGAAAAAGGAGUGUGCAGCAAGAGGGGAAGACUAUGAGAAGGUGAAGUUGCUGGAGAUCAGUGCAGAAGAUGCAGAAAGGUGGGAGAGGAAAAAGAAAAGGAAAAAUCCUGACCUGGGAUUUUCAGAUUAUGCUGCUGCCCAGUUACGCCAAUAUCAUCGGUUGACAAAGCAAAUCAAACCUGACAUGGAAACCUAUGAGCGACUGAGGGAAAAACAUGGAGAAGAGUUUUUCCCGACGUCCAACAGCCUCCUUCAUGGGACACACGUGCCUUCCACAGAGGAGAUUGACAGGAUGGUCAUGGACCUGGAGAAACAAAUUGAAAAACGAGACAAAUAUAGCCGGAGACGUCCCUACAACGAUGACGCGGACAUCGACUACAUCAACGAGAGGAACGCCAAGUUCAACAAGAAGGCCGAGCGGUUCUAUGGGAAGUACACGGCCGAGACCAAGCAGAACCUGGAAAGAGGGACGGCUGUCUGAUCCCUUCAGGAACUGCAUUGGACGGUGGAGGACGGAGUGAGAAAUGGAAAGUCUCUUCCCAGCUGUCCCAGUAAACCAGAGCUCGGCCUCCGCCUCCCCACUCAGCCUCUGCCUCCCCACUCAGCAUUCCACAAUAAACGUCUUUCUUCCCCGUGCACUUCCACGUAGACUUCACGUUUUUGUGCUUGGAUCUGAGAUGUAUUUCUUGUAGUGAAGUUGUUUUGUAAAAAUCUACUUUGUAUAAAUCCUAAUUAUAUUAUUUUUCUAUGUAUCUUAAA
Molecule: messenger RNA, 1098 nt
Organism: Marmota flaviventris (yellow-bellied marmot)
Lineage: Eukaryota; Metazoa; Chordata; Mammalia; Rodentia; Sciuridae
Gene: Syf2
Product: SYF2 pre-mRNA splicing factor
Cellular component (GO): Prp19 complex; post-mRNA release spliceosomal complex; catalytic step 2 spliceosome
Source: RefSeq, a predicted model, not a curated record